AUGUUUGGUUCGUGGUUAGAUGAAUUAGAUGAUUUACUGAGUGUAUUAUAUACUGAUUCGAUAGGAGAAAAUAAGUUGUCUCUUAUCCAAUUGGAUUAUAUAUAUACAAACAUAAUUAAGCCAUACAAUUUGACCUCAAGAAUGCUACUGGAUCAACUUUUACAAAAUAAACCAACUGUACCAAGUAUAGCAUUCUUUGUUUUGGAGACUGCAGUAUUAAAAGAAUCUAUGAAAACGGAGAAGCAAAAAGAUUUUGAUGAGCUAUGCUACAGUGUUUCUUCAGCUUUAGACUUACAAACCCAGAAUUGGAACUGGAUGGUCACAAGCAAUAGUCAUGAAUACGAACAUUAUUUCUAUUACAGAAUAAGACUAUUAUGUGCCCUAUUGUAUAAAAUAGCUAAUAAAGAUGUAACUAUAACAGAUCAAAGCAUAGUUUUGAAUAUUUUGGCCUCUCUUUCAUAUCAUAUACAUCCAAGACUUCCAUGGACAUCUGAGCUCACUUCGAAAACUAUUCAAAAUUUUAUAGAGAAUAAUAAUGAAGUGAUAGAUAUGAUACACGAUAUUAUACCACUGUACAUAGAAGAAAAACUAAAACCUGAAUUAUUAGAUUUGUCCCCAACAAAGCGGCAAUCUGUAAGUAAUUCAUUAUCCAAUCCUAAAAUAACUCCAGCCGGAUACGCAAUAGUAAAGCCUGGAAAUAAUAGAUUAUUACAAGGCGGCCUUAGACCAAAAUUGGGGUAUGGUGGAACAAGUACAGAAAUUAGUACGGAAGAUCAAAGGCAAAGAUGGAAAUCAUCUACAAAGGUAAAGUCCAUUUCUAUGGUAUGGUUUGUUAUUUAUGUAAUAUCAAAGAAUGAAUACCUAGAUCAAUUUUGGCCAUUAAUAACUUCGUUCAUUCUAAAUUUAAUUGAUGAUUAUGAUCCUCUCAUGAAGAGCCAAAGUUGUGAACUAUUACACUACUUUAUGUUUAUGACGGAUAACAACGAGGAUUAUAAAAAACAUAUAUUGUUGAAAACAGGGCUUGUCGACUUAUUGAUUGAAUCAUGUAAAACCUGUUUAACUUACUUGCCAAAUCUAACUCCAAGUGAUCAGUCAUAUCACUUGUUAAAAAUUGCAUAUCCUACUGUUAUUAAUCUAUGUGUUUUAAAAGGCAAAAGAGAAGCUAAUCAUCUGUGUUUGAUUGAAUUAAUAAAUGAAAAUAUUCUUACUUCAAUAACCCACCUACAUAAUAGAAGUGGUCCCAAUUUAAAUUAUCCACAUUUGUCGCUUUUGUUUGAUCAACUAAAUAUAAUAAUAAAGCUUUACUUAAAAUCUAAUGUUCUUAUCUGUCUUUCUAGAUUAAACUAUACAUUAAACCAAGUCAUGAGUAAUCCUAAUAUUUUCGAAGAAGAAGUCGACGGAAUAUAUUGUAUCAAGUCUGCUUUGAAUGUGCAAAGAUCCAUUUUUGAGUUAUUUAAACUGUUAAAUGAUAGAGAGGGUCUGAGGUUAAUCCUUGACUAUAAAUACGAUUUCCUAGCUAUCUGGUCAAUACUACAGAAAAGGCUUAAAUAUAACGUUGAUGAAAAUUCUAGUUUUGAUAUAUUUAGUCUUUGUGAUUUGAAUAUAAAGCUAUUAGUCCAGCUAGCUAAGAACUGUCAGUUUAAUGAAUUUAAGGAUUUACAGGCCGACCUAAAUCAGAUUCUCCUUGCAAAUCCAGAUUUACAAUUUUCCUUGGAAUAA
Debaryomyces fabryi is the source of this 1719-nucleotide messenger RNA. RefSeq lists its product as uncharacterized. The transcript has a single exon. Lineage: Eukaryota; Fungi; Ascomycota; Pichiomycetes; Serinales; Debaryomycetaceae. The record is from RefSeq and is a predicted model, not a curated record. The coding region runs from base 1 to 1719 and encodes 572 amino acids.